GACAACGUCUGUGUACACACACGAAGCGAACAAGCACAAAAAGCCGACAAAACGCUUUACGAGACGGUGUUUUAAGAGUGUGUUAGUGUAUUCUGUGUAUGUGUUGAAGUGCGUAAGCAACAAAGACCGGUAACAACAAAGACAGGAAGCAACAACAAGGAAGUCGAAAGAAGUGCAACGAUGACCACACCUCACGUCUGCUUUGCGGACGAACUGCAGCCGGAGGAACGCAAUGGCAAUGCGAAUCACGGCAACAAUAACAACAGCAGCAGCAACACAACAACAACCAAGAAAUGGCUGCUCGAAUUGGAGCCAAGUUCGAACUCAGGCAGAUCAACGCAUUCGCCUUGCAGCAGCCAGAGCAUCUCACCAACGCCACGCUAUGAGCGUAACAUGGGCUUCUUUCAGCAACUGAGCCGACGCUUUGGCCUCCGGUCAAUCGAUGACCUAGUUCAGGGCAGCGGCAGCGGCAGCGAUGACGCAGCAGCCACCGCCAGCAACGUCAGUUGCAGCGCCGCCCACGAGGAGGAUGCAAACAGUUCAUCGACCGAUUCGUACUCAUCGUCGAUGGCAGCGGGUCGAACGAUGGCGCGCAUCGAUGGUGUGAUGUCGUGUGCCUCGAGCGAAACCAGCAGCACCAUUGACAUCGAGGAGCAGCAGCAGUUGCAACUACAACAACAGCAACAGCAGCCAGCUAAAUCGAAACGCAAAUCGAUGAGCCGCACGAGCUUCUCACGAUUGCAUCGCCGGUCGACUUCGUCGUUGCGACGCGCCUUUGAGAGCCUCUCGCUGACAUCACGUUCGCUUUCCUGCAGCGGCCCCUCGCCACCGCCACCGCCACAGCCAUCACAGCAGCAGCAGCAGCCAUCCACCACGACAGCGUUGCCAUUGAAGUCGGCGUUGAAAUCGGCAUCAAACGUGGAGCUGCAUCAACGACAUCAACCGCAUCACCAUCGAUUGGCCUCCAAAUCGGUGAGCAGCUCCAGCGCCUGCUCCACAGCCUCAUCGACGACCUCCAACACAGCAACAGCAACAGCAACGGCAACUGCAACGAGCACAAAGAGCAAAUCGAAGCCGCCGCCACAACGCAUUCUGCGUCAGCCCGUCUCCUACACAUAUCUAAAGGGCAUGUCCGGCCUUCCCACACAGCGAGUGCCUCGCAGUUCGGUUUGUUGUCAGUACGCUCGUCGCUAGAUUCGCCUCCACUUCCCCUUUGAUAAGUAGCCGCAGUUUGAUAUAUAGUUCAGCUAGAUAAUAUAGAGAUAGCUUUUGCCAAACCCAAAAAAAACCUUCCCCCCAUUUACAUCACAUUAUUCAUUUCGAAAUCUGUGAUACAAUAAUCUUUUUCAUAUCCACGCAACAAAUAGAAAAGAAAAUCACAAGAACAAAAACUCAUUUUGAAAAUGUAGAACAAAAUUGUUAAGACUUAAGCACCUAGAGUUAAACCAUAUAAUAAUAAUUAUAAUUAUAAUACUUAUAUAUUCCAACACAUCGCUUUUCGGUUCAGCAUCCAUAAGAAGAAAAAAAAAACAAAAAACAAAGACUGUAAGCAGAUCAGAAAUUUUGUAUUCGAAAACAAAAACACAAUUGGAAAGUUUUACAAAAUAAUAAUUCUAAUAUUGUACAUUCGUGCCUUUAUCCCAUAAACCCAAAAUUUUGCAUCUAAUAUUUGUAUUCAAUUCACUUAGGAACACUCGUUCCAACAACUUAGUAUGUACUCACUUAAUUUGCUGUAAUGGGAUCAAAAAUAAACAAUUCGUAAGUUAGUUUAAGUCUUUCAGCUAUGUUUUAGUUCAUCGCACAGCACUUUAAAGUAAAAUUGAAAUUCCCCAAGAGAAAACUGAUUAGUAAAGUUAAAUAUAUACAGCAAAAACAUAUACAACAAUGCAAACCAAUAAUUAAAUAACAGAAUAGUGUCUCAAUAAUCUAUAUCGAAAGUGGCAAAUAAGCAAUACAAUUGAUGAUUAUACUCGUAUACAGCAUAUAUUAACAUAUAAUAUUAUAUAUACAUGCAUAUAUAAUAUACUUAUAUAUUUAAUCGUAAGUUAACUAUUUACCAAUACUCAGAUUACGAGGAAUUUCUCACAACAACAACAACAACAACUCACAGAAGCCAGUUCAAUAAAUGAAAUA
Messenger RNA from Drosophila albomicans, 2133 nucleotides. RefSeq lists its product as uncharacterized. NCBI's taxonomy places the organism in Eukaryota, Metazoa, Arthropoda, Insecta, Diptera, Drosophilidae. Bases 181 to 1194 code for a protein of 337 amino acids. The transcript has a single exon. The record is from RefSeq and is a predicted model, not a curated record.